AUGGCAAGCUCUCGACCCUCUACGAGUUCGAGUGUUCAUGACGAGACGACUUCCUUCGGCUUCGACUCUCAUGAUUGCAAUCUGUCGACUGUCGGUGAUGGCACCCACAGACUCAAGCUUCUACCACCAUCGCUCCAAAGCACAUCCGAUGCUCACCACAGUGGUGAUCCCAAUCUGCAGCCUCUCGGUAUUCCACAUCGAAAGCCAUAUCUUGGUAUUCCGGACAUCUCUGCGCUCGCGAUAUCGACCGUGUGCUGCAUAUCCGCGAUCUUCGCUGUCGAACACAACAACCUUGCCUGGCAUCUCGGAACGACCAACCAACUCAUCGUCUCAGGCUUCUUGCUCAGCGUGAUGAACCUCUGCCUAGGAAAAUGCACGACCUUCAUCUUCGUCUUGGUCGAAGCGCGCUUCGGCCGAUCGAAACUUCAGAACUACGACAAUAUUCUUCGGAAUGAGGUCCUUGGGCCCAGGCUGGAUUUCGUUUGGCGGACAACACUUGCGUGCUUCAUGGCCUUGCCGAUUGGUUUGAGCGUGGCGUAUAAGACGUUCACGGGUGGUUCGAGUUCUCAUCUUGUGAAUACGACAGCGAUAAUCGGGAUGCCGCCGGAGUAUGGCCUUUUCAACGUUCCGAAUUCGUUCCAGGGGGAUAUCGGUCGAUAUUUCAAUGCCUCUCUGCCACUUCUGUCAGCUUCGAGCCUCGUAGAUUCGGGCAAUGGGACCCAGACUGAACCACCGUUUUCCGAAAGUUAUCCGCAUUACUAUGGCGCGAAUAUGUUGCUUCUUAACGACACAUCGGUCGCCUUGCUAGACCUGCCCAGGGAUGGCCGCUUGACCGAGCUGCAGAACUCCCUUAAAAUUGGCGAGUCACUCCUACUCGAGGCCGAUGUUCAUGGCAGUGUGGCUACACAACGCGAGCCCCGACCUUCUGAGGACCCAGACUUUCACGAGGCUUGUCUCGACAAGAAGAUGGCUGUAGCGACCGCACCUAUGAACGACGGGGACGCCGUAUUCCUGCUAGCUUCAUUAUCCACUUCAGACAACUCGCGAGUGUGGUUCGGCUUCGCGCCCGGUGGCUUGCCAAAGUGCAGCGACUACGGGCCAUACGGGAACAGGUACGACAUAAGACGACAUGCCUGCCACGGCGUCUGGUCGAUCACAAGAGCCGGCAUCGAGCUUUCCUCAGGCUCGUGCGACAGUGACGAAUUGCCAAAGCUCAAUCAGUACAUUUUCACCUCCAACACCUUCUGGCUCGGCGAUACAUUCGUCCAAACGCUCAUGGAGAACGUCGGCAAGUUCUCAAACUUUACGGGUCCGCGCAACGAAUCUCUCUGGAAGAACCCGAGUAUGACGGCAGCCAUGGCUGGUAUCGUCUGGUCCAAGGCAGUCGGUCUCCCGGGAAUGAGGUUCAAUGACACUCCCGCAACACUCAACGGCCAAGUCGGAUGGGGUUGCUGUAACAUCACGCUGGGUGACAACGGCUUAUUGUACGAAAUACCAAACGAGAUCGCCAUCGUGAUUCGACCCACGCUCAAACGUAACUGGCUCCUGUACCUCGUCUUCGCCGUUCAGCCCAUCUUGAUGGCUGCACUCAUGGCCGGAUCAAUCAUCUUGCACUCAGUUCCACUUGGCCAGGGGUUUGGUAUGAUCUCCAUCUUGGCUGGGAUGUAUCGCAACAGAGACCAGCUGGAGGUCUUUCGCGGUGCGUCGCUUUCAGGGGAACUUCGAGAGGAUGUUCGCAUAGGCUUUCUGCCCCGUCACUCGAGUGUCAAGGAUCAACACUGUUCUAUAGAAUGCCAGAUUGGCAGAUCGCGCGAUCAGCUUCCUGUGGGGAAGAUACGGCCGGGUGUGAAGUACUCGUGA
Molecule: messenger RNA, 1860 nt
Organism: Zasmidium cellare ATCC 36951
Lineage: Eukaryota; Fungi; Ascomycota; Dothideomycetes; Mycosphaerellales; Mycosphaerellaceae
Exons: 1
Coding region: 1-1860 (619 amino acids)
Source: RefSeq, a predicted model, not a curated record